AUGAGGCCCGGGCAGCGCGCGGACGAGGCCGGGGACCGGUGGGGGAAGCGUGCGGAGGGACCGCCGCCGAUGGACGGAUACGACCGCGACCGCGACGGCGGCCGCGACGGGCCCGGGCGCGACGACGGAUCGCGCCGCCCGCGGCUGCAGCUCAAGGCGCGCUCGGCGGAUGCCGACAAGACGGCGGCGGCGAUUGCUGGCGGCGGGUCGUCGCUCUUCGGCGGCGCGCGCCCGCGCGAGCUCGCGCUCCAAGAGGCGGGGAGGGACUACCGCAAGGAGGAUCUCGUGCGGUCCGCGGGAGCGGUGAAGCGACGCGAGACGAACGACGAGAAGCGAAUGAAGAAGGAGAUCACAGAGUUGAAGGAGAACCUCGAGGCGUUGCCCAAAGGCGGCGAGGAGUACGACGUCAUCCACGGCGAGCUCUCGGAGAAGGAGACCGCGCUCGCGAAGCUGACGCUGGAGCUGGACGAUAAGGUGCGGUUCGCGCAGAGGAACGCGCCCGAGGGCGGCGAUCGCGGCGGUGCGAAGAGAGGCGACGAGAAGGGCGGCGAAGGCGACGGCGCGGAGGGCGACGGCGCCGCGGACGGUGCCCCGGGGGAGAAGAAGGACUCAAGGUCCCGCGACCGCGACCUCGACCGCGGCUGGGGCGAGGGCAAGGCGGAGCGGCAGCGCGGCGGCUGCGGCAAGAGCGGCGGGGGAGAUAAGAAGCCGGGUGGGAGCGGCGGCGGGAGGGAGUCGACGCAGCGGGAACCUCGCGCGCCGCGAGCGAUGAUGAAGGCGGCCGAGCCGGAGGCUGUCAAGGUGGUGUCCGGCGGGUUCGCCGCGCUGGGGGUGGACGACGACGCGUAGAGUGGGAGCGGCGCGGUAGCGCGAUGCCGCGCGUGUACAUACGAUACAGUACGACGA
Molecule: messenger RNA, 906 nt
Organism: Micromonas pusilla CCMP1545
Lineage: Eukaryota; Viridiplantae; Chlorophyta; Mamiellophyceae; Mamiellales; Mamiellaceae
Exons: 1
Coding region: 1-849 (282 amino acids)
Molecular function (GO): translation initiation factor activity
Source: RefSeq, a predicted model, not a curated record